AUGGCUUUCCGGCUUGCCGUAGCCUUUACUCUUGGGCUUUCUUUGUUCCAGGCAGCAUUGGCUCAAACCUACAAUGAGCUCUACCGCCCUCAGUAUCACUUUACUCCAGCUAAAAACUGGAUGAAUGAUCCCAACGGUCUUUUAUAUUACAAUGGCCUCUACCAUCUGUACUAUCAGUACAACCCAGGAGGAAACACCUGGGGAGCUAUGUCUUGGGGCCAUGCCACCAGCACUGAUCUGACACACUGGAAUCACCAGCCUGUUGCCCUCCUCGCUCGUGGCUACCCAGGUGAUAUCACUGAGAUGUUCUUCUCUGGCUCUGCUGUCGCCGAUACCCAGAACACAAGUGGCUUUGGUUCUAAUGGAAAGGUCCCAUUUGUUGCAAUGUAUACUUCCUAUUACCCUAGUUCCCAGAAUCUACCUAGCGGGAAGUUAGUCAACGGUGGGCAGCAAGCGCAGUCAAUUGCCUACAGUUUAGACGAAGGCAUAACAUGGACUACCUACGACGCCGCCAAUCCUGUCAUUCUAAAUCCUCCGGCCCUAUACGCAGACCAAUGGCGGGACUUCCGAGAUCCAUUCGUGUUCUGGCACGAAGCUAGCCAGAGGUGGAUCUCAGUGGUUUCGCUGGCCCAACUCCACAAGUUACUUAUUUACACCUCCCCAAACCUUAAGGAUUGGACAUAUGCCAGCGAAUUUGGCCCUUGGAAUGCAGUAGGAGGUGUUUGGGAGUGUCCUAGCAUCUUUCCACUUGCUGUUGACGGAGAUGACGCCAAUACCAAGUGGGUUAUGCAAAUCGGACUCAACCCUGGCGGACCCCCUGGAGUGACCGGCUCAGGAACGCAAUACAUUGUGGGAACCUUUGAUGGAAUAAAAUUUGUUGCGGAUCCCAAUUCUCCGCCUACGGCGCCUACAUCUACCAGUACCACUACCUCAGCAUCCACCUCCUCCACAACGACAACUGCAACUGCAACUGCAACUGGAGACGUCAUAUUCCAAGAUUUUGAAGGAACCGGUAACUUCGCUUCUCGCGGCUGGGUUGCUACUGGGGAUUUGCUUGGAGCUUCACCAGCUCAAGGGACUCUUGCUGGACAACAAACCGUCACUGGAUAUGCUGGAAGUCAGCUUGUCAAUACCUUUUUAAGCGGAGACUCUACAACUGGAACACUCACGUCCCCUUCUUUCACAAUAUCACGUCCAAAUAUCAAUUUUCUUAUUGGUGGCGGGAACGCACCGGGCACGGAAUGCAUCAAUCUUAAGGUCCAAGGCCAGGUUGUACGAACCGCUACAGGCGCGAAUGUGGAACGGCUUAUAUUGGGUGGCUGGGAUGUCACAAAUCUGAUAGGCCAAACUGCUGUGCUUGAGAUCGUGGAUCAGCAAACAGGUGGUUGGGGACAUAUAUUGAUCGAUCAGAUUACCUUCACAGGCGGUGCCGGCACCAACAACCUCCCCAGACGCAGUGAUGCUAGCGAUACUUGGGGCUUCAAUGGUACUAGCAAUUUUGCGGACCGUGGUUGGACUGCUACUGGAGAUUUGGUUGGAAAAUCGCCAGCUCAAGGCACACUUGCAGGACAACAGGCUGUGACUGGGUAUAUGGGAAAUUUCGUUAACACAUUCUUGAACGGGGAUGCUACUACUGGAACACUCACGUCCCCAACUUUCACCAUAACCCAGAAGAAAAUCAACUUUCUUAUCGGUGGUGGCAAUGUGCCUGGCGUGGAAUGCAUCAACCUAAAGGUCCAAGGCCAGAUUGUACGAACGGCUACAGGCGCUGAUGCAGAACAACUUAUACCAAAAAGCUGGGAUGUCACGAACCUGAUAGGUCAAAUUGCGGUCAUUGAGAUUGUUGAUCUUAGUACCACUGGUUGGGGCCACAUUCUGAUUGAUGAAAUUUCAUUCUCAAAUACAUCAACUGAGCCGUAUGGGCCCAACUGGUUGGAUUAUGGGCCAGACUUCUAUGCUGCAACAACAUUUAAUGGAUUAGCAUCCACAAAUCGAAUCAAUAUUGCAUGGAUGAGCAAUUGGCAAUAUGCUAGCGCAAUCCCUACUUCUCCAUGGCGCAGCAUGUUAACAAUUGCCCGGAAGCUUUCGCUCAAGACAAUCGACGACAGGCCAAGGCUAAUCCAGCAACCUACGGCAAAUUGGACUAGUCUGCAAACAACAACUUACUCUAACACCUUUGAUACAGUAUUCGAAGGCAACAAGCUCGUACAACUUUCCGGGAAAUUGCUUGAUAUCACAGUGACCUUUUCAGACAGAGUUGCAGCGUCAUCCUCAUCUCAAUUUGGCAUAAUUCUUAGGGCAACUUCCGACCUAUCACAGCAAACACGAAUUGGCUAUGACUUUAGCACAAAGAGACUUUUCGUUGAUCGAACAAAAUCUGGAAAUGUUGGGUUCGACGGGACAUUUCCCAACACUUAUUAUGCUCCUUUGGCGCCGUCCACUGAUGGCAAAGUCACAUUGCGCAUUCUCCUUGACUGGUCUUCUGUUGAAGUCUUCGGGGGACAGGGGGAAGUCACAGUAUCCGCUCAAAUCUUUCCUCAGGAUAAUGGUGUCGAUGUCCGGCUUUUCUCCGGUGGGGGAAGUACAAAUGGUGUCAUGAUUGAUGCAAAGGUGUUUGAUUCAGCUUAUGAUUCAUCCACUCCAUCAAGUACCACUCUCAAACCACCACUGGCGUUAGCCCCUACUUCCACAGCGCCCUACGACUUUCGUCCUACUUUCCAUUUUGUCCCUGAACAAAACUGGAUGAAUGAACCCAAUGGACUGAUCAAAAUCGGCCCUACCUGGCACCUUUUCUAUCAGCACAAUCCAACUGGAAACUUUUGGGGCAACUUAAGUUGGGGUCAUGCCACUAGCACUGACCUUGUGUCUUGGGAUCAUAGACCGGUUGCAAUUUCGAGUGCAGAUGGGAUACAGGCUUUCACAGGAACAUCAUAUUUUGAUUCAGAGAAUCUCUCAGGCCUUGGAACAUUAUCAGACCCGCCGUACCUUGCUUUCUAUACUGGCUACUUCCCCUCAAGUGGGGUGCAGGAUCAAAGACUUGCGUAUAGCUUAGACCAGGGAGUGACUUGGACGAAGUACCAGGGCAAUCCGAUCAUAUCGCAAAGCCAAGAAGUGCCACAUGAUAUAACCAAGGGUCUGGAGACACGGGACCCAAAAGUGUUCUAUCACAGCCCGACGAGCAGAUGGGUCAUGAUUCUCGCGCAUGGGGGACAAAACAAAUUAACAUUCUGGACAUCUACAGAUACAAAGAACUGGACCUGGAGAAGUGACUUCGCUGCAAGCAAUAUUGUGGGAUUCCCUAGUGGAGUUAACGGGUGGGAAGUGCCGGACUUUUUCGAACUUCAGAUUGAAGGUACUACGGAAAAGAAAUGGGUGUUGGUUGUGACUCCCGCCACUGGAUCGCCUGCUGGUGGUAAUGGAGUCUUUGCACUCACUGGGUCUUUCGACGGCUCCAUUUUUUCCGCGGACGCAGUUGACCCUACCACGCUAUGGCUUGAUUAUGGUCGCGAUUGGGAUGGGGUCUUGAGUUGGGAAAACGUACCUGCUUCGGACGGGCGCAGGGUUCUUGCUGCAGUUAUGAACAGUUAUGGUGGCAACCCUCCAACCAAUACGUGGAAGGGAAUGCUUUCAUUCCCUCGCACUCUGAAACUCAAGCAACUCAAUGGCAAAUUACAGUUCCUCCAACUGCCCGUGAGCGAACUAGAUGGGGUCGGUAUUUCAGUUGCGACUAUCACGAGUCAGACGCUUGCUCCUGGACAGACGUUGCUCUCGAACGUCCAUUCGAGGUCAUUGGAUAUUCGUAUUACUUUUAUUCCUGCCCAGGGCUCCACACUGUCUCUCUCCGUUCGAAAGGGAGGAUCUCAACAAACCGUGAUUAAAUAUACCCAGUCAAACAAAGAACUUUCGGUCGAUCGCAAUGCAAGUGGAAACACCUCAUAUGAUCCUGCUGCUGGCGGUAUCCACACAGCCACUCUCCAGGCCGAUACAAAUGGGAAGGUGCAAUUGCGAGUAUUGGUUGAUGAAUGCUCCAUUGAGGUUUAUGGCGGGCAAGGCGAGGCGGUGAUUUCUGAUUUGAUAUUCCCAGAUAUUUCCUCGGACGGCCUCGCUUUGUCCACUAAUUCAGGAAACGUGCUAUUGGAAUCAGUCGACGUGCGAUCGAUUUCGCUCUGA
Molecule: messenger RNA, 4170 nt
Organism: Penicillium canescens
Lineage: Eukaryota; Fungi; Ascomycota; Eurotiomycetes; Eurotiales; Aspergillaceae
Product: glycosyl hydrolase family protein
Exons: 3
Coding region: 1-4170 (1389 amino acids)
Biological process (GO): sucrose catabolic process
Molecular function (GO): sucrose alpha-glucosidase activity
Source: RefSeq, a predicted model, not a curated record